AUGAAAGCGUUUUUGAUUAUCUUCAGUGUCUUGGCUUGCCUCUUUCUCCUGGUAUCCGCAGCGCCAGCCGAUCAACCCGGAGUACAUUUUUUGAGUUACAGCAAUGAUCAGGAUUUUGAGGCAAUACAAAAACAAAUCAUCGCUCAGUACGAAAAUCUUGGAGGCAGUUCGCAAUUCCAUGAAGUGCAAAGUGCCAGCGUGGUUCAUCCCAAUACAUUGAAAAUCAAUAUAUAA
Rhagoletis zephyria (snowberry fruit fly) is the source of this 234-nucleotide messenger RNA. RefSeq lists its product as uncharacterized. Lineage: Eukaryota; Metazoa; Arthropoda; Insecta; Diptera; Tephritidae. The record is from RefSeq and is a predicted model, not a curated record.